Caenorhabditis remanei is the source of this 2439-nucleotide messenger RNA. RefSeq lists its product as uncharacterized. Gene Ontology annotation, cellular component: nuclear pore; nuclear pore outer ring. Gene Ontology annotation, molecular function: structural constituent of nuclear pore. Gene Ontology annotation, biological process: mRNA export from nucleus; regulation of DNA-templated transcription; post-transcriptional tethering of RNA polymerase II gene DNA at nuclear periphery. Bases 1 to 2439 code for a protein of 812 amino acids. Lineage: Eukaryota; Metazoa; Nematoda; Chromadorea; Rhabditida; Rhabditidae. The transcript is spliced from 8 exons. The record is from RefSeq and is a predicted model, not a curated record.
AUGUCGGAUUUGUUCGCCUCGGGAGAUCAAUCCUCUGGCUCAUUGGACGGUAUCAACGAUGACAUUGCUCGCAAAAAUGAGGCUGCCUUCAAAUACACUUCAAUUUUUCAUACUAAUCUGUGUGAGAAAUUGUAUCAAGAGUUAGGCUCUCUGGCAGUCGGACAAUUCGAUAUUCCCGGAGGCCAGAUUUCACCGUUAAUGUGGACUAGAUUACAUGAGAUCUAUUCGGAACUCGAAGCGCAGACUCGUAAACUUCCAACUGGUGCAAAGUAUUCUGUCGCAUCACAGAAAUACGCCAAUGAGGCUGUUCAAAUUGCUAGUGUUCUUUCGAUUUACACAGCCUUGGCUCACGAGUAUGAUGAAACUCUUGAGGUUUCUUUGUUGAGUAAGCUGGUCGUAGAUGAUGUGGAAUUCAGAAGAGUCUAUGCACUUCUUCUUUGGAGUGAAAAGGCGAUCAGUGAGAAGCAAUACGAACCCGAAUUUAGAGCGAAGUUUAAAAAGUUGGAUGAAGCAAAAUCAAUUCGUCUCAGCUCCAUGAUGAGUUUGAAGCGUCCAACUUUCUCUACAGGUGCUCCAAAAGAUGCUUCUCUAGAUCCAGACGCACCUGGAACAAAAGAAGAACAAGCGUUAGAACAAUUGGCUUUCAACAUGUUUUUCGAACUUGUCAGAGGCGGUGAGACGGCAAAAGCUGCCGAAUUAGCAACAACACUUGGAAUGUCCGCGAUUGGAGCUCAAUUGCAAUUGCAUUCCAUGCUUCGGAAUCCACUUGAUGUUCCAUUAGAAGCCACUACCAAAAACUUUGGAGAGCACAAAAGGACUCGUCGUGCCAAAUAUUACGAGAUGAUCCAGAAGCAAAUCGAACAAUCCAAAGGAAAAGAAGAUGACGCAUACUGGACACUUAUAUCUGCCAUUCGUGGAAACAUUUCACCGAUGCUGAAAGCUGGAAAGACAGUGAUCGAGAAAGUUUGGGCAUACGCAAACUCUGCAUUCCUUGCUCGAAUUCUAGCCGCGGAAGGAGCUAUGAGUCAAGAAAAGAUAUCGACAUUGUUCAACGUGCCACUCACUGCUAAAUCCAUUCUGGAAGAACUGAGAUCUCAAUAUGACGGAUCCAACGAGGUUUAUAUUCUCUUGCGAGUAAUCGAUGGCAUGCUGAAUGACGAUAUUGAAGACUUGUACAAGUUUGCAAAUGAUACUGUAGGAGAAUACGUACCGAACGAUAAACACUGUGAGGUCAACGUGCUAGCACUUGACAUUUUCUUCCAUCUCGUAGCUGUCUCGUAUGCUAGCGGUUUUGAACCGAAUGACGACGGAAAUGCUGUUAUUGUUCUCGGAUUUGAUGAUCUGCGUGCACGUAGUGGCAACACGUCGCAUAAGCGAAUGGCUGCAUUUUAUUCGAGGUUCCUGCCAGAAGAUAUGAAACUUCCCGAGAUUGUCGAGACUAUGAAAAUGGUGGAGUCUGAGAAAGAACGAGAGAUUUUUGUGGACUCAUUGAGACAAUCUGAAAUCGAUUUCGGAAGAUGCGCUUGCACCCUCAUCGAACAAAUCAGAAAAGAAGAUGCUAGCAAAGUGAUCACAUUGGAAAAGCAAAUUGAUCAUUGGAACUGGUUAUUGGUAGGAGGAGAAGAAACUGCAUUAGCUGCUCUUGAAGAAUGCAACAGAUUGAUUCGAAAAGUAAUGAGAAAGACCCCAUUGAAUGAAGCUCUUGUCAGACAAAUUAUUCGGAAAGCUCUUCAAUUUGAACUUCCCAAACUUCUGUCACAGGCAGUUGAAAACGAAACUACCGUUUUAUCGCUCGUUCAAGACGGUACUCUCUACGAACAAGAUAAAGGGUCUCAGAUUGCGACGGACAAGAUUGAGCACGCAGCCUUUGAAUUUUAUGGACUCUGCUCUAUCAUUGACGUUAACAACUUUGUCAUAACCAUUGCUCUAAAGCUCGGAAUUUUGCUUCAAUAUACACCCAUUACUGAAGAAGAGCUGAAUAUAAUGGGCGGAGUGAAACGAAUGGAUAACGCAACUUCCCUCGAUUGGGAAGCUUCUUUGAGAGUUCGUGCUCGCGCAGAGCAGACAUUGCGUGAUGAUGUAUUCAGAAAGACGGCAGCUGAUCUUAACACUCGUCUCGGAAUGAUUCAACAACAUUUUGAUACUGUUCUCCCUAUGUUCCGCGGACUCGUGAACAAUAUUGGAAUUCGCGGCGAAUACUUCUUAAGCCCACGAAUCAACGGAGAUCCCAUGUGUGCUCAUCGUAGAGAGAUACAACAGAUUCGAAACAUCUUCCUUACGAAAUUCUUCAUCACCAUAGCAGACGCUGCUGCGAAACUGAAGCAAUCCACCCGUUUCCACGAGGUCGUUACGAGUUUCAACGAUGAUUUCGCAUUGGACCAUGAAAACGUUAUGAAAAUAAAAGAAACGUUCGCCAGAAUCAACAUCAAAGUCGAAUAA